This is a messenger RNA of Eucalyptus grandis, 4285 nucleotides long. Its product is annotated as DDB1- and CUL4-associated factor homolog 1-like. NCBI's taxonomy places the organism in Eukaryota, Viridiplantae, Streptophyta, Magnoliopsida, Myrtales, Myrtaceae. Gene Ontology annotation, molecular function: protein binding. Gene Ontology annotation, cellular component: Cul4-RING E3 ubiquitin ligase complex; nucleus. The record is from RefSeq and is a predicted model, not a curated record. Gene Ontology annotation, biological process: protein ubiquitination.
UUGCUUCAGAGGAGCUCCAAAUAUAAAGAGCCUUCGAAGAUUGCAGUGUUUUUGCCUGAUGUGAUGAAGUUAAUAUGUGCUUUGGCAGCUCAUCGGAAAUUUGCAGCCCUGUUUGUGGACAGGGGUGGCAUGCAAAAACUCCUUUCUAUUCCUAGAAUUGCUCAAACCUUCUUUGGUCUUUCCUUUUGCUUGUUUACUAUUGGUUCGAUUCAGGGCAUUAUGGAACGAGUGUGUGCCCUUCCUUCAGAUGUUGUGCGCCAAGUUGUUGAGUUAGCCAUUCAGCUUCUAGAAUGCCCCCAGGAUCCGAUGGCACGAAAGAAUGCAGCCUUGUUUUUUGCUGCUGCUUUUGUUUCCAGAGCGGUCCUUGAUGCUUUUGAUGCUCUGGAUGGUUUACAAAAAAUACUAGGUGUCUUAAAUGAUGCUGCCUCAGUAAGAUCUGGAGUUAAUUCCAUAUCACUAGGACUAUCUGGUUCAAGUUCACUUCGGAAUGACAGAUCACCUCCAGAGGUGCUUACGUCAUCCGAGAAGCAGAUAGCUUAUCACACGUGUGCUUUACGGCAAUAUUUUAGGGCACAUCUACUGUUGAUUGUGGAUUCAAUUCGUCCAUCUAAGACUAACCGCAAUGCUCCCCGGAAUAUUUCGAGCAUGAGGGCAGCCUACAAGCCCCUUGACAUUAGUAAUGAGGCUAUGGAUGCUGUAUUCCUACAAUUGCAGAAGGAUCGGAAGUUGGGUCCUGCUUUUGUGAGAACACGGUGGCCAGCAGUUGAUAAGUUCUUAGCCUGUAAUGGACAUUUGACCAUGUUAGAAUUGUGUCAGGCCCCACCGGUUGAGCGCUAUUUGCACGAUUUGCUUCAAUAUGCCUUGGGUGUUCUGCACAUUGUUACACUGGUACCUCAAAGUCGUAAAAUGAUAGUGAAUGCUACAUUGAGCAAUGAGCGUGUUGGCAUUGCAGUUGUAUUGGAUGCUGCAAAUAUUGCUAGUACUUAUGUGGAUCCAGAGAUCAUACAGCCUGCUUUGAGUGUGCUAAUUAAUCUCGUGUGCCCUCCGCCUUCAAUUAGCAAUAGACCUCCUAUGCUUGCACAAGGUCAGCAGUCUGCUGCUUCCCAAAGCUCCAAUGCCCUUGCCAUGGAAUCUAGAGAUAGAAAUGCAGACCGCGGUAUCAUGGAUCGGAUUGCUUCUGUGGCCAUCCAGAAUGAUUUAAGGGAUCGGAAUGGUGAAUCUAGUGGGGUUGAUAGAGGUUGCACAACGUCAUCUGGGACUCAAUCUAGCACAGCUCCUUUGACACCUGUUUCUGCAUCAACUUCAGGAUUGGUUGGAGAUCGUAGAAUAUCUUUAGGUGCUGGGGCAGGUUCUGCCGGUCUUGCUGCCCAGCUGGAGCAAGGAUAUCGUCAAGCAAGAGACGCUGUCCGUGCUAAUAAUGGCAUAAAGGUCCUUCUGCAUCUCCUCCAGCCACGAAUAUACUCACCUCCUGUUGCUCUUGACUGCAUACGUGCUCUGGCUUGUCGUGUUCUACUUGGUUUAGCCAGAGAUGAUACAAUUGCACACAUAUUAACAAAGCUCCAGGUUGGGAAAAAACUGUCAGAGCUCAUUCGAGAUUCUGGAAGCCAGACACUUGGGAAUGAGCAGGGUAGGUGGCAAGCUGAACUAGCCCAGGUCGCCAUUGAACUAAUAGGCAUUGUGACAAAUUCAGGGCGUGCUAGUACGUUGGCAGCUACAGAUGCUGCAACCCCUACCUUGAGGCGCAUAGAACGAGCAGCUAUUGCCGCUGCCACUCCUAUUACUUACCAGUCCAGGGAACUUUUACUCCUUAUCCUUGAACAUCUGCAAGCGUGUGGUUUGGGUGGGAGUGCUGCUAUGCUGCAGAAAGAGGCUCAACUGACUCCUCUCCCAUCGACUGUGGCCCCAGCAUCUCUUUCAUAUACAGCAGGCACCCAAGAAUCAGCCUCUGUACAGUUUCAGUGGCCCUGUGGUCGCACCCCACGUGGAUUUCUAUCUGAAAAGUCAAGAUUCUCUGAACAUAAUGAUAUUUCCAGAUUGAGAUGUGACUCAGCAGGAUCUUCAAUACGGAAGAAACCGCUGGUUUUCUCACCUAGUUUUGGUUCACAAUCAAGGCAGCUGUCUUUCCAUGAUGGGAGUUCACAACUUAAUAAGAAGCUAUCCAGUGUCAUAAAACCACCUGCACAAGUAAUUGUACGUGAAACUCCAUCGGAAGCUAUGGGGAAAUCUUUUGUAGAUACUGAUCCCCAGUGUAAGACUCCUAUCAUUUUGCCAAUGAAGAGGAAACACCAUGAGAUAAAAGAUAGUGGCUUUGCAAUACCUGGGAAGAGGUUACAAACCGCUGAGCAUGGGCUGUGCUCCCCUGCUUGUGUAACACCUCAUUCCUUCCGUAGAAAUGGUACAUCAACUGAUUCCUCUGGGUUUUCCACACCAAACUCAACUAACAGGGACUUACAUGACCGAUCAACAUGUCUUUUAUCUGAUGUGGAUGACAGUCCAUAUGUUAAUUGUCAAACAGGUCACACAACUUUCACUGACCAUGGGUUACUGAAUGAUCCCCAUUCUAGCAAUAACAUAGAGAGGUUAACUCUGGAUUCUCUGGUUGUUCAAUAUCUGAAGCACCAGCAUCGGCAGUGUCCUGCUCCAAUUACUACUCUUCCACCUCUCUCACUCUUACACCCACAUGUUUGCCCUGAACCAAAGCGGAGUCUUGAUGCUCCAUCAAAUGUAACAGCGCGUCUUGGCACACGGGAGUUCAGAAGUGUGUAUGGUGGAGUCCUUGGAAAUCGCAAAGAUCGUCAAUUUGUUUUCAGUAGAUUUAGACCAUGGCGAACAUGCCGAGAUGACAAUAGUGGUCUCUUGACUUGCAUAGCUUUUCUUGGGAACUCUUCUCAUAUUGCAGCUGGUAGCCAUGGUGGAGAGCUCAAAGUCUUUGACACCAAUACCAAUAGUGUCUUAGACAGCUGCACAAGCCACCAGCAAUCUUUGGUGCUUGUUCAGUCACAUGUCUCAGGCGAUACACAGCUGCUGCUCUCAUCAAGUAUUCAGGAUGUUCGCUUGUGGGAUGCCUCUUCUAUAGGGAAUGGACCAUUACAUCCAUUUGAAGGGUGCAAGGCUGCUAGGUUUAGCAAUUCUGGGAGCCAUUUUGCUGCAUUAUCAUCAGAUUUAAACAAUAGACAGAUUCUCUUGUAUGAUAUCCAGACCUAUCAGAUGGAGCUAAAAUUGUCGGACACAACUUUUGGUUCUUCAGGUCGGGCGCACAUGUAUUCUCAGAUACACUUCAGUCCAUCGGAUACAAUGUUGCUCUGGAAUGGUGUAUUAUGGGAUCGGCGAGUUUCUGGCCCUGUUCAUCGAUUCGAUCAAUUCACAGACUAUGGGGGUGGUGGCUUUCAUCCUGCUGGCAGUGAGGUCAUAAUAAACUCUGAGGUGUGGGAUCUACGGAAAUUCAGACUGCUCCGGAGUGUUCCUUCCCUGGAUCAAACAGCAAUAACAUUUAAUGCACGCGGUGACGUAAUUUAUGCAAUCUUGAGGAGAAACCUUGAGGAUGUAAUGUCUUCUGUUCAUACUCGUCGUGCCAAGCAUCCUCUUUUUGCUGCAUUUCGCACAGUUGAUGCGGUCAACUAUGCUGACAUUGCAACUAUUCCAGUAGAUCGCUGCGUCCUUGACUUUGCAACAGAACCGACGGAUUCAUUUGUGGGGUUGAUCACAAUGGAUGAUCAAGAAGAGUUGUUAUCUUCUGCGAGGGUCUAUGAGAUUGGUUGACGGAGGCCUACGGACGACGACUCUGAUCCUGAUGAUGCUGAGAGCGGGGAAGAUGAGGAAGAAGAUGACGACGAUGCUGAUGUAGAUCCUAUAUUGGGCUCGGGUCUAGAUGGUGAUAGUGAUAGUGACCCUGAUAAUAUGAGCAAUGACGAUGAUAGUGUGAGUGAUCUUGAUGACGAUGAUGAGGAAGAUGGGGAUUUUAUAAUGGAUGGUUUUGACUUUGAUGGUGGACCUGGAUUAUUGGAAAUUGUGACAGGAGAUGGCGAUGACGACGACGGAAGUCAGCUGGUUGAAUCUUUCAGUAGUGAUGAUGAAGAGGAUAUCGUGCGCAAUGGCUUUGGCUUCUAAUUGUUGCCAAACCUUGCUGUAAAACAUUUUCCAUAUGUUUAGAUAGUAUGAUUUUUUUUUUUCGGUUGAAGUAACUGAAAGGCGGAGGAGGCAUUUUGUUUUUGAUAUUAUUCGGAUAGGUGAGGGUGAAUGAAUUAUGUAAAUUUUCAGUAUCUCAUGCAAAAUACCGACCUAUCCA